Molecule: messenger RNA, 1346 nt
Organism: Austrofundulus limnaeus
Lineage: Eukaryota; Metazoa; Chordata; Actinopteri; Cyprinodontiformes; Rivulidae
Product: phosphatidylinositol 4-phosphate 3-kinase C2 domain-containing subunit alpha
Exons: 2
Coding region: 162-1346 (394 amino acids)
Source: RefSeq, a predicted model, not a curated record
GGAACUGACGUCUCCACUGUGCAAGUGGAUGGAAAAAUGCAGCUGCAGGAAAAAUGGCUCCAAACACCGCACCGCUAAAAGGUGUUUAAGUCAACUCCUCAAUCAUUUGGGCAACUCAGACCUAGAAGUCAUCUGACUCAUGGCUGCUUCCACUUGACAGAAUGGCCCAGACACACAGUGGUAAUGGGUUCAAGCUGGAUGUCCCCCAGCCAAAAGGGGUUGUGGGUAAGGAGGAAGCCCUCCGCAUGGAAGAGGAGGCUUUAGCUAAAUUACAAAGGGAGAAGAGACACACUCUACCAGUUUCAACAUCCUCAUCUUCUUCUAAACCAAAACUGUCUAAAUCUGCCACUGUUCCCCAACCUUCGUCCUCCGUCAACAAACCCGACAAGGACCUUAUUGUCUUUCCGGAGACCAAGAAACAAGCAGAGCAGGACAAGUUCAGGGACAUUGAUGUGGACAAGCUGACCAAUGAGGAGCUUGAAAAGCUUCUGCUCGAUGAAAACUUUGGCAUUAACAGCAAAGAGUCCCGGCCUUCACCGCUGCUGGGGUUUAACCUCAGUGCCUCUUACCCAGGAGGCCAUGUCUGCAGCUCCGCCCCUUUUCAGAGCAGCCAGUGGACUUCGGUUCUCUCCGCUCCCUCUACUUCCAAGGUGUCCGCUCCAUCCCAUCAGCCCGGCCCGUUGUUCCCCUCGGCUCCAUUUCCCAAACCCGGCACAUUUCAAAAUGGUUUCACUCCACCUAUACCACCCUUCAUGACCCUGCCUACGCAGCAGCCACCCUUCAUGACGUUGCCUCCCAUCCAGCCUGCUUCGGCUUUGGUAUUCCCGCAACCGACUGUGGACCCAGAGAUGGCCAAGCUGUUUGACAAGAUUGCCAGCACUUCAGAAUACUUGAAGAACGGCCGAUCAGCCAGCACCGAUCCAGAUUUAUCCCAAGCAAGCACAGCCUCUCUGGCACCCCACCCUCCACCCCGACAGCCGGCAGCGGUGGAAUCCUCUCACAUCAGCCGUUUCGACUGGCUGGACCUGGACCCUCUUUCAAAGCGCAAAGCAGAGAACGAGGAAGCGUGUUUGACGACGGACGGCGCCGCACAGACUGUAACGGAGGGUUCUGCUGGGGAUCCUUGGGAUGCAGUGCUUGAAACUGAAGGGAACAAUGGUUGUAAGAGCAGCACUCCACCUCUAGAAGGGAACGUUUCACAGACAGGUCCUUCUCAACAGAGGAGAGCAUCAACCGGAGCAGCUGUCACUAGGAGCCACUCGCUCAACAUCCCAGGGUCUACCUCCCAGCACAAACCAAAUAAUCAGGUAAGGGCACACAAAGUGAUAAAACAACACAGGUCUUGA